This is a messenger RNA of Gigantopelta aegis, 621 nucleotides long. RefSeq lists its product as uncharacterized. The record is from RefSeq and is a predicted model, not a curated record. NCBI's taxonomy places the organism in Eukaryota, Metazoa, Mollusca, Gastropoda, Neomphalida, Peltospiridae. The transcript is spliced from 6 exons. The coding region runs from base 1 to 567 and encodes 188 amino acids.
AUGGCACGGGCGUGUCCUCGUCCGACGUCAUCGACAUUGAUCACAGCACAGAAUCAAAAAGACGUCGACAUCGACCCCACCAACUACAAAAACAGCUCUACGAAACUUCCCCUCCUCUGUCACGACGCCGUCUUUGAACUGAAGGAAACAGCAUAUGCUAACUGCGUUGGUGGAAAAUGGAUACUCGAGACACACACGUGUGUGGCAAAAAUCUGGCGCAAGCGGGAGAGAACAAAACAAAUAAUAUUGAUUACAGGUCUGGUCGUGGGAGGACUGGCCGUUCUCUUUCUCAUUCUUAAAGUCGUCCAAUACAGAUGGGAGAAAACACAGAAGAAAAUAAUGGAUGAUAUAGAACUGAAUUCUAUUGCGAGUCCUAGAUUCACACGCGUUAGAGACAACGAGUACACCGACAUAUUCGAUUCCAGACCAACAGAUGUCGAAAGAAGGUCUCGACAGUUUCUGUCAGGAAUUUCUCGCACGCAGAGUCAGACUGUGUUUCCGUGGCACAACCAACCACCGGCGUAUAGUCCGUCAUCUAACAGUUUACCGGGAAUAAGUCGCCUUUGAUUUAAAGCGACAUACCCUAGUUUAUAAACACUAAAGCAUAUGUUUGACUAUUAG